AGAGCGCAGACUCGUUCGUUCCUUUUCCACCAUCAUCUCCUCCAACUCUUCUCGUGUUCUUUGAUGUCUCUUUUGUUUUGUUAAUAUCUUUUGUCCUUUUUAUUCAAUCCUGUCAUAAAAACUCUCUCCUUUUUUUUUUUUUGUUUCAGUCCUUUUCUUUUGUUCUUCACUCUUUGUCGUGUCUUAGUUUUGCGUGUCUUAGUUGUCUCGAUUUUCGGAUCAUCCCAUCCCGUCUUUGCGCCUGUUUCGCAUUUCAGACAACUCGCAAAACUCUCUCUAAAGCAAAAGGAACUCAAGUCACAAGCAUCAUUCCAUGGCCAUGGCGACGACGCGUUCGCUGCCUGCAAGCGCAAAUCGCUCUGACGCAGAAGAGGAGGAAGAUUCGGAUUCGUCCAUUCUGUUCGAGUACUCGAGCGACCGCGAACCGCAUCAUCAGUCUCACCACCACCACCACCACCACCACCACCACUCGCAGCAGUCUCAUCACUCUCAUCGCACGUCCAGCAUCAUCGUGCCAGCACACCGCACGACGACGGGCCCCCUCAUCGUCUGCAGCGUCUCACGCUACCAAUCAUCAAGAGCGUCCUGACCCCGGCCUAUGCCGACCCGCUCUGCCGCCGGAUGACCUGGGCUACCACAAGACCGCCGGAUCAAAGUCCAACUCGAGCUGGCUGAGCGAUGGCGACCAAGACGAUGAAGACGACGACGAUGACGACGAUGACGACGAUGAAUCCGACGAUGAUGAAGCCAGCGUAGACUCAGAGUCCGACUCGUCCACCAAUGCGCUGCGAAAACGAAACCGCAGGCAGGCAUCGACGCCCAUGGCCAUCCCAGGAUCGGUGGCGGCGUCCGGUGCGACCCCUCGCUCGGGCUUGACUCCCGAGGGCCUCGAGAUGCACCGAGUGGCUGCCGCUUCCAUGGCCGCGAGCUUUGGUUCCGACUCGCUCUCUUCUCCUGAGACGAUCGUGUCUGGCACUUCUCCGCCGCGUCCAGUGCUGAGCUCCUCCUAUGAUGAAGAAAUUCCACCCUUCAAUGCUCACCACCGUAGCACGGGUGUCGUCAAAAAUGGCACUGCUACUGCAUUCGCGCCACCGCUGGCUUCCAGCCCACCCGUCGUCGUGCCCCCUAACCCUUCCGCCACAGCACCUUCCUCCAUGGACCCGGUAUCAUAUGAGCUGCGCCAGCAGAGCAACCUUCUGUUGGCCUCGCUGUUGGAAAACUUUUGCGAAAUGCUGCAAAAGGACCCGGCGCGCAACCGUCAGCUGUUUUUCGUGAUUUGCAAGCAGCUGGCGCGUAUUGGACUUGUGGAUAAUCUAUCCUUCAUGGACGAAAUGAGUGCCGUCCGUUCCACCUACAAGAAGGCCUUCCGAACGCUCAUCUCGCAAGCCAUCCAGGCGGUGGACACGGAAGAGGAGUUGCGUCGCACACGUUCGCUCGAAUACCUGGCUGGUGGGGACGCGAGCGAUCUCGCAUCGAACGCUGGUGGCGACCACUCUGUUGGAAACCCUUCUGGCCCUCAAGGCGCUCUUGUCGUCCGGAACGCAAGCUCGCCCGGCCUGUUUUACUCGCCUGCCUUGGACGAAACCGCAAAGGGCCCCACUGGCGUCUUCAGCUCAAAUCUAAGCGAUACCGGGGCUGUCGAGUCGAGCAUGUUUGCCAACUCGCGCUACCGUGAUGACUUUGUCGAGUACAACCAGCUCGGACGAGGCGGGUUUGGCAAAGUUCACAAGGUCUUGAACAAAUUCGACGGUCGAUACUAUGCCGUGAAAAAGAUUCACCUCAAAUCCACGCAGAUCGAUGUGUUUCGCAAAGUGUUUCGCGAAGUCAAGUCGUUGGCUCGGCUCGACCACCCCAAUGUUGUCGGCUACAAUUCUGCCUGGAUUGAGUACUCGCAGGCUCCCAGCACCCUGCGUCAGCGUCUCGCCCGCUCGCAAAAAGGCCAACCGCCGCCGUUGACUGUCCGGAAGCUGCUUGCGGACACACCAGACAACCGUGCGCCCACAACCACCAACGUCGGUCGCAGCACUGCGCCCUCGCGCCUGACUUCCGGACUGGCUGCUGCUGCUGCUGCUGCUGCUAAUGCUGCUGCCCGUGACGGUAAUUCGGGCCAUCCGCGCCCAAGCACGAGUGCGUUGCUCGCUUCACAACCCCCUCACAUUGCGGCAACCCUGCGCUCGGAGGGCUUGCUUACGGAUCCCGCAUUGCAAUCUGACAUUGUCUCGUUUUUCGUCGGCAACUCGUCAAGUCAGCCAACGUCGGCCGACUCGACUGCUUCUGAUGACAUUGUCUUUGCCUCAUCGAAUGCCCAGACGCCCGAGCGGAGAGCCUCGUUCGGGACAAUGUCCUCCCCGCUCGCGCAAAGUGCCUUGAAGACACGGGCGGAAACCAUCAUGUACUCGCGCACCACCGUCACCGAGGUCCACAGCUCGAGCAUUGAUUCCGAGGUCACUGAAGACGACUACGACUCGUUCGACGGCAGCGAGUCCUACGAUGGUGAUAUUGACGCGAACAUGGGGCCCAGCACUGGCGACAUUACCUCCGAUGAAACACCCACCCAAGAUCAAGACGACCAAGAGGACCUUGACGAGCUUCACUCGCAUCUCGAUCGGUUGACCAAAAACUCCUUCCCCCAUCCCCACCCAAAGCACAAUCCCGGCCAUCCACCAAUGCGGCACGCUGGUCCUCAUUCAAACAAGCUUGGCUCAGCCGCCGUCGCCGCUCCCACCAAGGGACGCGAUAGCGAAGAGUUACCCGCAAAUCCGCUGCUACAAAUGCGCCUGACCCUCUUCAUCCAAAUGCAACUGUGCGAGUACACGCUUCGUGACUGGCUUAAGGCUCGUAACGCUCGUUUUGCCAACAUGGCCCAGUCCAAUGUCUCGUCUCCCAACGUGGCAACCCAGCAGCCGCCAGCAUUCCCGUUGUCUGCUACCUCCGUCAGCAACACCAGCCCCAUCAAUCCGUACUCUGUGAUUGAUCCAAAGCAAAACAUGAACUUUUUCCGCCAAACCUUGCUGGGCGUUGCGUACAUCCACUCGCAAGGCAUUGUGCACCGCGAUCUCAAGCCCAGCAACCUGUUUUUGUUGGAUUCGGCAUCUCAGGUCAAGAUUGGCGACUUUGGGCUUGCGGCCGACAUUGCUUUCGAGGAUACAGCAACGUCCACGGACGAGCAGAGCACAGAUGGCACCAGCCCCUCGUCGUCAUUAGCAGUGACGCCGCAGCCGAAUGCAACUGUGCCGUCGCCCUUGUCACCUCCCGCGGCUGUGGCUGUGGCUGUGGAUGGCGCUCCUUCUAGUGGUGCUGCGGGAUCCGCUGCUCCGUUGAGCGCUGCGUCUGCUUUGGUAGCGGCGCGCAAUCGCCGCGCUGGGGGACAGAACGGGCUAAACCGCGCCUCCAUCACCUCCCUGGACGCGACUGCGCAUUCCCUUCUCGAAAGCGAGACCUCUGGCCUCACUUCGGGUGUCGGCACUGUGACGUACGCUGCUCCCGAGCAACUGAACGGAAACAACUACGACUACCAAGCCGAUAUUUACAGCUUGGGCAUCAUCUUCUUUGAGCUUUUCUGUCCGUUCGCAACAGACAUGGAGCGAGCGAUUGCGCUGCGUGACUUGCGCAAGGGCAUUUUGCCCAAACGCAUGUUGACAGACUACCCCAAGGAAGCUGCGUUUGUGCUGUGGCUGACCGCGGAGAACCCCGCAAACCGACCCGAUGCCGCCCAGAUUCUCGAGUUUGGUCUCCUCGUUGCCGACGACGCGUCGAGCGACCAUCAUGCUUCCGUGCCGCCAGCUACCGAUGUAGCCUCUGCCGCCGGAGCUGGUCCGCUAUCUACGGCCGCCAACCGCCUCAUUCCCGUGGAAGAAUUCGUGCGGGCUGUGUCAGAGCGAGAUGACGAGAUUGCUGCGCUUCGCAAGCAGCUCGCUGAGCAGAAUGAGCUGAUUCAACGACUCAUGUCUGGGAAGCAACCUCAGUGAACGACGCAUUUUGUUUUCUUGCUGGGUAGAAAAACUAGACGACGUUGAUAAAACAUUUCAAACAUGCACAAAACAAACCAGAUUUUUUAGCUUUGAAUAAAACAUUACUACAUGACAAA
Messenger RNA from Capsaspora owczarzaki ATCC 30864, 4087 nucleotides. Its product is annotated as eukaryotic translation initiation factor 2-alpha kinase 1. Gene Ontology annotation, biological process: protein phosphorylation. The transcript is spliced from 2 exons. NCBI's taxonomy places the organism in Eukaryota, Filasterea, Ministeriida, Capsasporidae. The record is from RefSeq and is a predicted model, not a curated record. Gene Ontology annotation, molecular function: protein kinase activity; ATP binding. Bases 822 to 3968 code for a protein of 1048 amino acids.